CAACAACAGCAACAACAGCAACAUCAUCAGCACCAACAGCAGCAGAUACAGUUACAACAACAAUCACAUCAGCUGCAUCAACUUCAACAGCAGGUAAUGCUCCAGCAACAACAACUACAGCAGCAGUACACAGAGUUGAACUCCAGGUCCAAGUCUCCACCCAUCUUGAAUGCUCCACCUCCUGGAGGCUUUGUUGGUGCGAUGCAUGGACAACAACAACAACACAACAUUCCACCUACCUCGAAGCCAGUUGCGAACACACACAAUGCCCCGGUCACGACUGGUCAGGCACAGCAGCAGCACUAUGAUCAGAAUGGUAUCAACGCGUCUAUCCCACCACAACUCCUGUCAUACCUCCAGCAACUCAACUUCAAGCCGGAGUUGUCUGUCAUACUCAAGUCUGUGCCCAACUUCCUCAAGACAACGAUGGACGUCUACAAGUACUUCAAGGGCAUCGCAUGCAACGACUACUUCCCCAAGAUCCAGCAGCUCCCCUCAAAGACAUCGUACGAAACGGAGAAUGUCUAUCUCAUCCAGUUUGAGACGAUGAGCGAUCUGGAGAUGUCCAUCAUCAAUGCAAGCUACACUCAUUCAUUGCUCAAUGUCAUGAAGAUUGUCAACGCGCCAGCAACCGCACAUCCACAGUCACAUUCCUCCCAACAUUCACAUCCAGUCAAAUCACCAUUGAAUCCGCAUUCUCAAUCGUUUGAGCCGAUCAGUGCACAGCAGUCCCCUCUGGUGACAGGUGUUGGAUCCACGGGCGGUCUGUACCCGCACUACUCGCCACCAAUCUCUAGAAUGGGUUCGAUUGGCUCGCCCACCUCUACCUCCACAACAACAGCAUCAACGACAGGCGUGGAAGACAACAGCCCAGCAUCAUCAAAGUCCCAGCUGGUCUCUCCCAACACACUUCAUUCUCUGUCUCAAAUGUUGAACACGUUGGGCGACGAAGAGGUGCCUGGCUGGAAUCAAAGAUCAUCAUUCAGUGACAUUCAGCGCAUUGUGACGCCACCCGUCAACACACAGAAUCCAGCGACGAUCACGCCCUCUGCAUCCUUUUUCCUGUCUGAUUCGAUGGCGCCAAUUGCACCAUCACCAUCGCUGUCCUCCAACUCGAGUACCAAUAUGUUUGGCAAUGGCAAUGAUCAUUCCUCAUUCUUCACAUUCCCCAAUUCACUUGGAUUGUUCCCAUCAUCCAUAUUCCCUCCGACCAAUUCUCCACAGCUUCAACAGCAAAAACAGCAACAGCAACAGCAUAUGCAUCAACAACAACAACAACAGCAGCAACAACAGCAACAACAUCUUGGCGACAAUCAUUCCCAAAUGUAUUCAUUCCUCAACAAGUACAAGUAA
This is a messenger RNA of Acytostelium subglobosum LB1, 1353 nucleotides long. RefSeq lists its product as hypothetical. The transcript is spliced from 2 exons. NCBI's taxonomy places the organism in Eukaryota, Evosea, Eumycetozoa, Acytosteliales, Acytosteliaceae. The record is from RefSeq and is a predicted model, not a curated record. The annotation marks the transcript as partial.